GCCAGGCUUCUCACGCUGUGUCCACGGCUGCGUCGGUGUAGGCUGUUGAUUGCAUUCAUUGAGCAUCAUGACGACGUUUUUGCCGCUCAACGAGGACACGGACGGUCAGAAGGCCGCGGUGGGCAUAGCCGACUGGCUGCUGGACAACUGCAUCAAGCCGCGGCUGCCGACCGAGGAGGCCAACACCUUCUGGACCGAGUUCUCCGAGACCUUCAAGCAGCAGGACUUCAUCCAGAUCUUCCACCUGCUGCUCAAGUACGAGCCGCAGGUGUUCCAGACCAUCACCCUCGCCGAAACCCCCGAGGCCAAGCUCAAGGCCCUCAAGGAAUGCGAGGGGUUCUUCACCGUGCUCAUGUCGAUCCUGCUGCGGUUCGAGGAUGAGGACGAGAUCAUGCGGUCCGCAGAGACCCUCGGCAAGGCCCUCUCCCGCGACACCGACACCCCCGACCUCCGGCUGCGUCUGCUGAUGGCCCUAUACAACAUGUUCCAGCCGGCCUUUCCAGUGCGGUACCCCGUGUUUGUGUCGAUAGUGCAGUACGCGGCCAAGGUGGAGCGGUUCGAGGUGCUGGUGCCGUACCUCAGCUGCCUGGAGGCCUGGAUGGCCGACUGGAACCUCAAGCCCAAGCAGAGGAGGGCGCUGCACCAGGCCAUCGGCAAGAACCUCAAGAAGGCAAACAGGGGCAAUGUGGCCUUCAAACACAUCAAGGAAUUCCUCAAAGGUAGGUUUGUGAGGCAAGGGGCAGGUGCACAUCCAUUCCAUGCAUCCCUGCGUGUUUGGAUGUGUUGUGUUGCAUCGUGUGUGUUGCAGGUUACCAGGGUGAGAGUGAGUCCGAGUUGGACAAGGAGGAGGUGAUCAGCGCGGCGAUGGAGCUGUGCGAGGAUGCCAUCCGGCUGCCCUCCCUCAUGUACUACGACUCCAUCCUCUCACUGGAUGCCGUCCGACACCUCCAGCACACCCCCUACAAGAAACUCGUCGAGCUCGUCGAGAUCCUCACCGAGGGCGGCCUGCCGGAGCUCAAGGCCUUCUACGAAGCAAACGGCAAGCUCUUCCAGGAGCACGACAUCAGCUUUGACGCGUGCGCCCGCAAGAUCCGUCUGCUCUCCCUGACCUCCCUGGCGCUCGGCAAGAGUGAGCUCUCGCUGGACCUGAUCGGCGAGACCCUCGACGUCCCUGCUGGUGAGGUGGAGAGCUGGGUGGUGACGGCCAUCGGGCAGGGGCUGCUGGACGCGCGCAUCGACCAGAUGAGGCGGGUGGUGCUGAUCAAGUCGGCCAUGCAGCGGCAGUUCGGGCGGCCGCAGUGGGAGACGCUCAAGCAGCGCCUCGUGGCCUGGCAGAAGAACGUCGAGCAGCUCAUGAGCGUGUGGGAGAGCACGAGACAGAAGAGGGGCGAGGCCAUCGGCGAGAUGACCAGCGGCAUGCUCGCCAACGGCCACGGCGGGCGGGACAGCAGCAGUGAUUUCAGACGAUGAUGCGAUGGACAGGGGGUGGGGGUGUUCGGUUGUGCAAUGCGAUACGAUGCGAGGUUGGUGUUUUGACGAGGGAGAAGCUGACUGACUGACUCACCCACCGGCAGGCUGCUGAUUUGAUCUAUCGUCUUUUAAGCAAGCUGUCUGCCUGCCUAUUACGUGUGUGUGCGCGUGGUGCAUGAGACUUCCCUGUGCUGUGGAUGUGAUGUGGGCAUCUGUCGUCCACUGAACUGAAGCAAUCAAUGCUGAGGAUUCACGAGUGAGGUUCCUGCACUUAGCCUGCCUGCCCAUCGACUCGACAAACACACACACGCAGGCAGGCCGAAAGACAGCC
Molecule: messenger RNA, 1801 nt
Organism: Vitrella brassicaformis
Lineage: Eukaryota; Vitrellaceae
Source: the annotation of a GenBank genome assembly